Molecule: messenger RNA, 910 nt
Organism: Erythranthe guttata (spotted monkey flower)
Lineage: Eukaryota; Viridiplantae; Streptophyta; Magnoliopsida; Lamiales; Phrymaceae
Product: LOB domain-containing protein 16
Biological process (GO): hormone-mediated signaling pathway; positive regulation of DNA-templated transcription
Cellular component (GO): nucleus
Source: RefSeq, a predicted model, not a curated record
AUGGCGAGUAGUACUGGAGCUGGUGGUGGGACCGGGUCUCCGUGCGGGGCAUGCAAGUUCCUGCGGCGAAAGUGCGCGGCGGACUGCGUGUUCGCGCCAUACUUCUGCUCGGAGCAAGGUCCCGCCAGAUUCGCGGCAAUACACAAGGUGUUCGGAGCUAGCAACGUCUCGAAACUGCUGCUGCACGUGCCGGUGCACGACCGGUGCGAGGCGGUCGUCACCAUUGCUUAUGAAGCUCAGGCCAGGAUCCGUGAUCCUGUCUAUGGCUGCGUUUCCCAUAUUUUUGCCUUGCAGCAACAGGUGGCAUAUUUGCAAGCUCAAGUGAUGCAGGUGAAAGCACAGCUGGCACAUAACCUAAUCAAUAAUAUGGAUUAUCAGUCAUCAUCAUCAAGAAAUCAUCAUAAUGCAGAUAAUAAUAAUAUUCAAUGGCCAGGAUCAUGCCACAACAAUAAUAAUAUUAAUAUGGGUCCAGCUGGCGGAUUAAUUGGAGGAUUACAAUCACAGUUUGCAGUUCAGAAUUAUAUGAAUCUAUCCAACAUUUCACCACAGAGCUCACUUGACUCCAUUAAUAUUAAUAAUAAUGAUGGGAUUAAUAAUAAUAAUAAUAAUAAUAGCAACGGUAUGCAAGAAAUUCAAAGCAGCAGUGACGAGUACGUGAUGACGUGUCCGCCACGUCACAGCAGGAAGCGCCACUCGCAGACUGACUUGAGUGAGCUUCAAGCGCUGGCCCUCAGAAUGAUGAAGAAUGAAAACUGCUGAUUAAUUUAAUUUGCUAUUUUUCAUCUUCUUUUUAAUUUCUAAUUAACUUUUGUUUUGUUUUUUGCCUUAUUAAUUUUGGUGGUAAGUGUUGUAUAUAAAAUGAGGGUAUAAUAUAUUAUAUAUCUAUAUAUAUUUCUUUGUUGAAUUAAUU